CCUGUAAUGUCUUCCUUGUGUUUUAAAUAUAGAUCAUCAGUCGUACAGUCUUGGGAUUGAGAAUAGGACCCCUUUUUGUCAUAGCAAGGCUUAAACUUUUAUAGAUUUCAACUCUUUCCUAAUUUAAAAUGCAUACAAACAUGGUAAUUGUGUUUCCUUUCAAAGUCUCUCUCAAUUGUCCUUCUCAGACAGGUUCCACCGCCCUGUUCUUCGCCUCCCAGCAGGGACACAAUGAUGUUGUGAAGCUCCUCUUCGAAUUUGGUGCCUCAACGGAAUUCCAGACAAAGAACGGGGGCACAGCUCUCACGGUGGCCUCUCAGUAUGGACACUCCAAGGUGGUGGAAACACUGUUGAAGAAUGGAGCCAAUGUUCACGACCAGCUAUAUGAUGGGGCCACUCCUCUGUUUCUCGCUGCACAGGAGGGUCAUGUGACUGUGAUACGUCAGCUUUUGUCAACUGGUGCCAAGGUUAACCAAUUUAGGGAGGAUGGCACCGCCGCCCUGUGGAUGGCAGCUCAGAUGGGUCACAGCGAGGUGGUGAGGGUGCUACUCUUACGUGGUGCAGAUCGGGAUGCUGACAGAGAUGGGUCGACAGCAUUAUUCAAAGCAGCUUUAAAAGGCCACAACAGCGUCAUUGAGGAACUUCUCAAGUUUUCUCCUUCAGUCGGUCUCCUCAAGAAUGGCUCUACUGCCCUACAUGCUGCUGUUAUGAGUGGAAAUCUCCGAACUGUUCUGCUGCUGCUUGAGGCGAACGCAGACCCCACAGUAUCCAACAAGAAUAAUGAACUCCCUGCAAAUCUUACGAAGAACGACCGCAUCCUUAAAAUGUUACAUCCAAAAAUCCUAAAUGGAGACAGCUGAUGAACGACCAAACUACUACCUUCAUGCCUGUCUGUACUGCACUGGUGCUGAGGGGGGGGGGAUUAAACAACCAUACAGUGUCAAACAUAUUCAACCACAACAUUUACUGUACAUGGUGCUUGCUGUUGAUGACAACUGAAAUUAAACUGUCAUGUUGAAUAAAGGUGGACUCCAUAGAGCAACAAAAUGUGCAACCAAAAUGCAUUUGUCUGCCAUGUGCAUCACCUCCUUCUCUCUGUUGUUCUACAGUAUUUGCAUUUAUUUUUGUUAAACCCAGGUGUUGUAAGAAUUAUAGAUAUUUUGCACACUUUUUAUUUGCCUUUUUAAUAGUUGUAAUAAAGUGUAAGUUUGUUAUUCAA
Molecule: messenger RNA, 1219 nt
Organism: Notothenia coriiceps (black rockcod)
Lineage: Eukaryota; Metazoa; Chordata; Actinopteri; Perciformes; Nototheniidae
Gene: ankrd29
Product: ankyrin repeat domain 29
Exons: 7
Coding region: 129-860 (243 amino acids)
Molecular function (GO): protein binding
Source: RefSeq, a predicted model, not a curated record